AUGGCCUUUCUGCACAGCCGCUGCUUCGUCCACGGGGACAUGAAGCCGUCAAACAUCAUGUGGUUCGGGCCGCGAGACCGAUGGAAGAUCAUUGACAUGGAUGGCUUGCGAACGCCCUCCGAGGUCGUGGACAUGCGGGACGCCGAGUUUUACACGGCGAUCUACGCCGCCCCUGAAAUCGCCCGGGCCGUCGCCGAGGAAGGCCCGCUGCGGCUCUCCCGGCGCCUGGACGUCUGGUCAGUCGGCCUCUCCGUGCUGGAGAUGAAGCUUCUAAGGCCUGCCUUCCAAUCCAAGUGGGAAGCUUGCUGUGGGGACGGCGACGGCGAGCAGGGGACUCCCUCCGGUGGCCCCCGCGAGUUCUUCCGCUGGCUGGGCUCCUCGGCCGACCCCUUGGGAGACGCGAGGGGCCUGUGCGAGUCCGAGGUUCUCCAAGUGGUCGCCGGCCGCAUGCUGCUCCUGGACCCCCUGGAGCGCGCCUCGCCGGCGCAGCUCCAGCAGGAGCCGGCGCUGAGCGGCCCCCUCGGAGCCCUGGCGAAGCCAGCGCUGGCCGAGGAGGCGCCCGAGGAGCCGAAGGCGAAGCCCAAGUCGGCCUGGCAGCUCUUCCAAGAGGCGCACAAGGCCGAGGUGCUGGAGGAGGGCUUCCUGGGGCCCAAGGUGGUGCAGGAGCUGCACCGGCGGUGGAAGCAGCUGCAGGCCGAGGGAGGGGAGGAGCUGGCGCAGCUCAAGGCCCGCGAAGCGGAGAUGCGGAGCUGCCUGCCAGACGCGCGGUGA
Molecule: messenger RNA, 771 nt
Organism: Symbiodinium natans
Lineage: Eukaryota; Dinophyceae; Suessiales; Symbiodiniaceae
Source: the annotation of a GenBank genome assembly